Molecule: messenger RNA, 2268 nt
Organism: Danio aesculapii
Lineage: Eukaryota; Metazoa; Chordata; Actinopteri; Cypriniformes; Danionidae
Gene: nol11
Product: nucleolar protein 11
Exons: 18
Coding region: 19-2139 (706 amino acids)
Biological process (GO): maturation of SSU-rRNA
Cellular component (GO): nucleus; nucleolus
Molecular function (GO): protein binding; RNA binding
Source: RefSeq, a predicted model, not a curated record
CUCGAGGGUAGAAGAAACAUGGCAACGCUGUAUGAGGAAUACACGCUGUGUGGAGUUGGACCAGACACGAAUUUGUCCAAUUCAGGAAUUCUGGGGAUUGGAUUGGGAAAAGAUGUCGACCAUAUUAUUGUCACUAACUCUUCGAGAGCAGUUACAGUUUACAAGGUGUCUGAUCAGAAGCCCACCGGCAGUUGGACAGUGAAACAGGGACAGAUGAUCACCUGCCCCGCUGUGUUUAACACAAAGUCCCAGGAAUAUGUGGUCGUUACAGAUAAUAAGGUUAUCAGAGUUUGGAAAGAAGACGAUGUCAAUAUGGAGAAGGCGUUUAAAGCCACGGUUUCAUCUGAUGUACUCAAAGUGAUGGCAGCUUCUGACUCUGAACCUGUUGUGCUGUUUAGUUGUGGGGCUGUCAUGUUCUUGGACUCAUUACUUGCUUCACCACAACAAGCCAUAGAAGGCGUUUUAACAGAGGAAGAGUUCAUCAGGUGGAGUACUGUUGUUAAGGCAGGACACCAGCUUGUUGUGUUGUUUUGCACGGAAAAGAGAGGAGAGCACUUCCUGUAUGCUCAAAGAUUUAACCCCAACACUGUUGUGAAGUACAGAUUUGAGACUGAACCUGGUCCCUUCGCUCCUGUCAGUUUCUCUGCCACAUGCAGGGGUAGUAAUAUACAUCUGCAGUACUUGUUUAUGAGUGGCAGUAUAUAUGAAAGUGUGUUACCACUCAGAAGUUCAGUUUCUGAAGCUGGAGCUGUCCAGGCUCUACCCCGCUCUUUGUGUCUCAGUUUACCUCUGGGGGAGCAAGAGCUGACGUCUGGUGCUGCUGUUGUGCUUGAUGAGGCUCAUGCUGCUGUUGUUGGAUUUCCCCACCCCUCUGCUGGAGCUGGCAAAGAUUAUCUUUGCAUCUGGAACAAACAUUUCCAAACUCUUCAGGCUUGUAAAGAAUUGUCCGGAACAAUCUACAGUCAGAUCUGGUGUUAUUCUGGAAAGCUGUACAUUCCUCAUGGGAAGAUACUAUCAGUAAUUUCUUUUGAGUGCCAAAAGUCAUCUCUCGCGGCUGCCAUGGGAAAACUGAAGCAGACAAAUCAAAGUGAAUCCAAAUCAUGCAACCUCUUGUCUUCCUGGACGGCUCUGCCGCACAAUGACAACAUAAACGCAGCAAAAGUCAAGAGCAGAAUGUCAACCAGAAAUACUUCAAACGUCAAGUCUCCAGUGACAGUAGAUCAACUUAUAGACCACAUUAAGACUGCUGUGGUAGAAGAUGUGCAGUCAGCAGCGGGUGAGUUUAUUCAUCAGGCUCCUCAGAUUGACCUUCAGCUUGCAGCAGGGAAAGUGGCAAUGGAGCUAGUGUCAAGAUCCCUGACAGAUGACAGUUUCUACCCUCAGCGCGUAUUUUUACAACUGCUAGACACUCGUUAUCUCUGCUACAGUGUUUGCCCAGAAUUGUUGUCCCUGGCGAUGGUAAAGAGAGAUUUUCAACUCUGUCAGAUUGCUUUCCAACUUUUUCCAGACAUACCUGAAGCUGUUACCUGUGCUUAUCUCAAAACCAUUCUGAGUACUCCAGACUCUGAGAUGGAGACUCUAACCCUUGACACAGAGAGCUUAAUCUUCAUGAAAGAAAUGGGUCGAGCUCAAAGUCAAAAGGAGGAAGGUGAGCAGCAGAAUGGUGUCUCUAGCAGCAAGCAACAGAGGGAUUUCUUAUCCAUGGAUAUGAAGUGUCCUGUGGGAUUACACAAGGGUGUAUUUCUAAAUGAUGUUCUGCAGACAGCAUACAGUGACAAGUCUCUGCUACUACAUCUAAAAGAUCUCACAGUUUUGCAGGUCAUGGUCUUUUUACAGUAUCUGCAUUUCCUUUAUCUCAAAUAUUCUCAAGAUCUCCACAAACAAAUCAGAGCUCUGCGUAUCCCAAGUAUUUCUCAGAUCAUAGACUGGGCUUCCCUGAUACUUGAUGCUCAUUUCACAGUGUUGGCUGUGGCACCAGAAGCCAAAAGUUUAGUGUCGGAUCUUCAUAAGUUCACAAGAUCACAGGUAAAACUGUAUGCUGAACUAGGCAAAAUUGAGGGAAGUCUUCAAUCACUCAAAAAGCCUAAAUCAACUGAUCAUUCUGACAUGUACUCCAUAGAAGUAAUUGAGCUCUUUUAGAUGACCUGCACAGUAUGAAUAAAAAAUUUACUGUACUAAAUUUUUCACUUAUUUUUUUGUUUUUGAAAAUAGUCUAUUUUUAAUCAUCCAAAAUUCGGAAAUAAAGCUUUUGUGCAUAAGUCUCUACUA